GCGGGCCGCACGGAGCGCUCCGCCCCGCCCCGCCCCGUGCCGCAGCGGCGGGCGGGCCCUGCUCCCCGCUCAUUGCUCCCGGCCCCGCUCCCGGCGGCGGUGCAGGUGGCCGGGCCGCACUGGAACGCGCUGGAUCCCCGCCAAGAUGCUGCGUUUGGCUGCCUUCGCAGCACUGCUGCUGUUCUUCAGGGUCAGCCUGGAGCUGUCCUGGGCCCAGGCCAUCCCUGCUCUCUUCAUCUUCUACCUGGGAUCAGGGGGAUGGGACUUCUUCCUCAUAGUCAUCAAGACAAUACGAAGGGAUGUCACCACGGGGCUGAUUCUGCUGCAGGUGAAGUGGCAGGUGUGGAGGCACGUGAAGGAGAAGAACACAAUCGCCAAGAUCUUCCAGAAAACUGCAAGCAAGUGUCCAGAGAAAACAGCACUGAUCUUCCAAGGCACGGGCGAGAGCUGGACCUUCCGGCAGCUGGAUGAGUACUCCAACCAAGUGGCCAAUUUCUUCCAUGGCCAAGGCUUCCGCUCUGGUGACGUGGUGGCUCUGUUCAUGGAGUCCCGCAAUCAGUACGUGGGGCUGUGGCUCGGCCUGGCCAAGAUCGGGGUGGAGACGGCCCUGGUGAACUCCAACCUACGCAUGGAGGCCUUGCUGCACUGCAUCACCAUCUCCAACUCCAAGGCUGUGGUUUUUGGAGUGGAAAUGAUGGAAGCUAUGAAGGAGGUACAGUCCUCCAUGGAGAAGUCUGUCCAUCUCUACUGGUCAGGAGAAGGAAGCCUUGAGUCUGCACUUUCCGGUGCAAAGCACCUGGAUCCCCUCCUGCAGACAGCUCUUCGACACCAGCCAGAUCCCCCUGAGAAGGGCUUUCUGGAUAAACUCUUCUAUAUCUACACCUCUGGCACUACAGGAAUGCCCAAGGCUGCUAUUGUGGUGAACUGCAGGUAUUUCCGCAUGGCCAGCUUGGUUUUUUACGGUUUUCGCAUGAGACCCGAUGAUGUGCUGUAUGACUGCCUUCCACUUUACCACGCUGCAGGGAACAUCGUGGGCAUCGGGCAAUGCUUGCUGCAGGGCAUGACAGUCGUCAUCCGCAAGAAGUUCUCAGCCUCACACUUCUGGGAGGACUGUGUGAAGUACAACUGCACGAUUGUGCAGUACAUUGGGGAGAUCUGCCGCUAUCUGCUGAACCAGCCCUUCCAGGAGGUGGAGCGGCAGCACCGGGUGCGCAUGGCGCUGGGCAAUGGGCUGCGAGCUUCCAUCUGGAGAGAGUUCAUGACCCGCUUUGGCAUCGCCCAGGUGGCUGAGUUCUACGGGGCCACUGAGUGCAACUGCGGCCUGGGCAACUUCGACAAUAACGUCGGGUCCUGUGGCUUCAACAGCAGGAUCUUGCCAGGGGUGUACCCCAUUGGCUUGGUGAAAGUGGAUGAAGACACCAUGGAGCUGAUCCGGGGGCCGGAUGGUGUCUGCAUCCGCUGCAAACCAGGGGAGCCGGGGCAGCUGGUGGGCCGCAUUGUCAAGAACAACCCUCUGCAGCACUUUGAUGGCUACCUGAAUCAGUCAGCUACCAGCAAGAAAAUCGCCAGGGAUGUGUUUGCAAAAGGGGAUGCUGCCUAUCUCACAGGGGAUGUCCUGGUGAUGGACAAAUACGGCUACAUGUACUUUCGGGACCGCACCGGAGACACGUUCCGCUGGAAGGGAGAGAACGUCUCCACUACUGAGGUGGAGGGGACACUGAGCCGCAUCCUCAACCUGACAGACGUGGUUGUAUACGGGGUGGAGAUCCCAGGCACUGAAGGGAAGGCAGGAAUGGCAGCCAUUGCUGACCCAGAGAACUCCUGUGACCUGGAGAGCUUUGCCAGCCAGCUGAAAAAGGCUCUGCCUCUGUAUGCACAGCCUGUCUUCCUGCGGUUCCUGCAAGAGGUCUCCAAGACAAGCACCUACAAAUUCCAGAAGGUGGAGCUGCGUAAGCAGGGCUUUGACCCCUCACUGGUGAAGGACAAGUUGUACUUCUUGGACUGCAGGCAAGGCCGCUACCUGCCCUUGGACCAGGAGGCGUUUGACAGGAUCCAGUCGGGACAGCAGAAGCUGUAACAGUGGGGAUCAAGCAAGGCAGCUCCCCAGAUCUUGCUGGGGGAAGAGGGACAGGGCAGACACUGGGGAAGGAAAGGUUCAAGGAGUAUAAAGGCACACUAGAGAUUUUGUUUGACAAGUUUUACAGAUCAUGGGUUGGGGAAAUGCAGCGGGGACUCAGGGGAGGGAGAUGAUUACAUACCAAAGCAUAAACUCAUCAUGGCUUUAUUUUCUACUUGGUACAAUGGUGAUGGUCCCAUGCCACAGGAUGGGCAGGGGCCCUGGCCAGUUGGGGAGGGGUGGGGUGCCCCUGCCAUUCCAUUUUGCUUUUCCUGUCUUUCCCUCUCUUUUCCAGCCCGCAGCAAUCCUUCGUUAUGAAGCCCAUGAAGGGACCAUUGCUGGGCUCUUCUCCUCACUCCUCCACCGUGCAGCCAGCUCCUUCAUGGCACCAGCAGAGGGAAGCUGGGUGCCAGGUGCAGCCCUUACCCCUGCGUGGCCCACUGGUGUCAUGUUUGUGCUGUGAAUCAGGGAAGCAGGGUAGAGCUGGGCUCAGGAGAGGGAUAGGGAUGUGUUUCUACUAUGCCUUGCUCUCUCCUGAGGUUGACAUUUCUAUUUUUCACAAUCACACGCACAUUAUACACGUAUAUAUGCAUAUAUUAUACACGCUGAUCUUUUUUUUUUUUUUUUUCAAUCUUAAUUUAUUGUCUGUACUUUUGAAUGUGUCCCGGGUUUGUGCAGUAGGUGGAGGGAUAUCCUAGACCUGCCCUCUCUUGGAGAGCCCUUUUCUCUCACAGGGAGAUAGGAUGAUCGUCUGGGACUGAUUCCUCUUCCAGCAUGGGUGCAGCCAUGUAUGUCCUUGUGGCCUUGCUCCGUGGUGAAGGACAUGAGUGAACCCUGCUAUCUUAUGGACAGUUUUCUGGGUCUCUUAUUUCCACCUUUCAUGGAUGCAGCCUUGUUUUGUGCACCUUCUUUCCUGUAUAAAAUAGGUGGGAAAGUGGCAAUGAAGGGUUUGGUUUGCCUUUGCUUAAACGUACUCAGCACCUUGGGAUCACAGAGCAACUCUAGGAACUUUCCUGCUGUGAUAUGUGUGUCCUGAAUAUGGGAGGCAACUUGCCUGGAAGGGAGAAAAUCCUUCAGAGAGUUGUCUUUGUGACAGCCUGAUUUCGUGUGCUCUGUGCCCCUUCCUGCAAGAGCCUAACCCAACUCUGCUGCAGGAGCUGGGCCUCUGAACUGAAAUGUCCAUGUUAAACACUCGACUUGUGCUACGUGAAUUCUCUGCAUUGUGUCUGAUGUGAAGCAGCCUUAGCAGCAGUGUCUGAUUCCAGUCUUUGGAGACCAAGCAGAAACAUCUGUUCCAGAGAAACUCUGGUUUGGGAUUAAUUCUUUUUUUUUUUUUUUUUUUUUUUUUUUUAAUGGUUUGUUUUUAUGCUUUCAGCAGGGUUAAUCCUUAAAAUGACUUCUGUCUCUUGUGAGGGCAGGGUGUGUUUGCUUUUCGAGCUGUGCUUCCACACCACCAUACCUGCCUGCCCCAGUCUGUCCUGUCCUCACAAUUAAAUAUGAGUACGGGCUA
Tympanuchus pallidicinctus (lesser prairie-chicken) is the source of this 3626-nucleotide messenger RNA. It is a transcript of the gene SLC27A4, whose product is annotated as solute carrier family 27 member 4. Gene Ontology annotation, biological process: long-chain fatty acid import into cell; response to nutrient; medium-chain fatty acid transport. The record is from RefSeq and is a predicted model, not a curated record. NCBI's taxonomy places the organism in Eukaryota, Metazoa, Chordata, Aves, Galliformes, Phasianidae. Gene Ontology annotation, cellular component: endoplasmic reticulum membrane; plasma membrane; microvillus. Gene Ontology annotation, molecular function: long-chain fatty acid-CoA ligase activity; long-chain fatty acid transmembrane transporter activity. The transcript is spliced from 13 exons. Bases 146 to 2077 code for a protein of 643 amino acids.